Messenger RNA from Cladophialophora immunda, 857 nucleotides. RefSeq names its product V-type ATPase, G subunit. The record is from RefSeq and is a predicted model, not a curated record. Gene Ontology annotation, cellular component: vacuolar proton-transporting V-type ATPase complex. NCBI's taxonomy places the organism in Eukaryota, Fungi, Ascomycota, Eurotiomycetes, Chaetothyriales, Herpotrichiellaceae. The transcript has 6 exons. Gene Ontology annotation, molecular function: proton-transporting ATPase activity, rotational mechanism. Gene Ontology annotation, biological process: proton transmembrane transport. The coding region runs from base 154 to 513 and encodes 119 amino acids.
GUAGGAAACACCCAUACUUUGGGCAGGUACACCAUCCAAGAUAACUUCUCUGCGCAACUCCGAUUCACCUGAGCACUCCUACUCUCACCUCAUAUCCGUUGUUCCUCCUCCUCCUCCUUCUUAUACCAGCGUCCCCCCUUCGUCAAUAGAAAAAUGUCUGCCCAAAACUCAGCGGGCAUUCAGACCCUGCUAGACGCAGAGAAGGAAGCCCAAAAGAUUGUCCAGAAAGCCAGAGAAUAUCGAACAAAGAGAGUAAAGGACGCCAAAACGGAAGCUCAGAAGGAGAUUGAGGAAUACAGAAAGAAGAAGGAGGAGGAGUUCAAAAAGUUCGAGUCCGAGCAAUCAAGCGGGAACAAGAAAGCCGAAGACGAUGCAAACAAGGACGCAGAUGCCAAAGUGAAGGAAAUCGAUCAGGCUGGGAAGAAGGCUGGAGCGAAGGUUGUCGAAGACCUGAUCAAAACGGUCAUGUCUCCUCAACCUGAAGUGCCAGAUAAGAUCUCCAGGGAGGACUGAGAUACGGGUCACAGGAGGAACUGCAGGGUUUAACGUUGCGACAUGAGAGCGGGUCCAGACUCCGGUUGUUCUGGAGGAAGGGCGGGCUUCUACACAACGGUUGGCGCAACUGGAGUCGUAUCGUCUACGAACAUAGACAUUGCCCAGGAGGGUAUGCUAUACAGCAUGUUGAUUCAACUUGGUCCCGAAAGGACUAUCCGCCCUAAGGAGGACAUCAUAUGUCGCUGCUUUUCUAGUAGCCUUUCGUGAUUCCCGGCUCGAGCCUUGUCAUGUUGGUCUUCCCGCUCACUGACCCAUGUUGAGAUGCACGCCGUAUGAAUACAUAUGUUCGAUUCCGUUUAUCC